UUGCCCCGUCCUGGACACCGUCCCCCCGUCCCCGACGCGGUGCCCAUCCCGGUGUCACCCUCCUGCCACCCCCCGUGGUCCCCAUCCCCGACGCGGUGCCCAUCCCGGUGUCACCCUCCUCCUGCCACCCCGCCGUGCCUGCAGGCGGAGAACCUGCUGCUGGACGCCGACGCCAACAUCAAGAUCGCCGAUUUCGGGUUCAGCAACGAGUUCACGCUGGGCUCCAAGCUCGACACCUUCUGCGGGUCCCCCCCCUACGCCGCCCCCGAGCUCUUCCAGGGCAAGAAGUACGACGGCCCCGAGGUCGACAUCUGGAGCCUGGGCGUCAUCCUCUACACCCUGGUCAGCGGCUCCCUGCCCUUCGACGGCCACAACCUCAAGGUGGGCGGCAGGGACGGGGGGGAUGGGGGGGCCUGA
Molecule: messenger RNA, 417 nt
Organism: Egretta garzetta (little egret)
Lineage: Eukaryota; Metazoa; Chordata; Aves; Pelecaniformes; Ardeidae
Product: MAP/microtubule affinity-regulating kinase 4-like
Exons: 2
Biological process (GO): microtubule cytoskeleton organization; intracellular signal transduction; protein phosphorylation
Cellular component (GO): cytoplasm
Molecular function (GO): protein serine/threonine kinase activity; tau-protein kinase activity; ATP binding
Source: RefSeq, a predicted model, not a curated record